This is a messenger RNA of Caenorhabditis auriculariae, 8785 nucleotides long. Lineage: Eukaryota; Metazoa; Nematoda; Chromadorea; Rhabditida; Rhabditidae. The record is from the annotation of a GenBank genome assembly.
AUGCCGAAAAGGAAAGCAAAAGCUGAGACGGCCGUUUUUUUCUGUCGUCAUGACCCAGCCGAUUGUUACGUCCCAUCAGAACUUCCUCAACGGCAAUUUCGAGGAAAUUGUGAGAAGACCAAGGAAGUGGCCACUUAAUUCGAUGAGGUAGCUUUCGAAUGAUGAUUAGAAAGAUUUUUUUUGUUAAUUUAUGGGAAAAAACUGCUAUUUUCACUUUCAAAGAGAAUGGACUUGGCCAGAAAAGAUGCCUGGAAAAAGUUGAACAAUAUAUCGAGGGAAAAAUUUCUUCCUUUAAAUGUGCUUUAACGUUUCAGAAAUCAUACGCAUACCCGAAACGGUUUUAAAAAAACACUUUUCCUGAUUCUAAAGCUGAGAAAUUUUACUUUCACUCACCUCAAUCCAUCUUCAGUAGUUUCUCACCUCCCUGGGUUGCCAUUAUCCCUCAGAUUCGCUCUAAAACGGGCCAAUUAUGCAACUUCAUUGGCACAUGAGACGGUUUCUUUUCAAGGCGGAGUUUGGUCUGAGAAGCGGAAGCCUUUUCGAGGCAGCUUCCGCGGCAAAAGAUACAUCGGAGGGUUGAUAACCGCGUUUUCGUUACGCAAAACCCUUCGCCUCACUUUCACCCAACGUCGAGUGUUGUCGUCGGUGAUGCCGAGCCUCCAGGUCUUGCUUCUCGGUUUUCUCGUCGCCGCGACUCAUGCCUGCUUCUGCCCGUUUGUUAUUUUUCUCUUUAUUUCGCUAGAAUCAAAAAAAGUACCUGACCAUGAUUCUGGCCCGGGGAUGCCACGCCACUCCACAAGUUUUAAUGAACUUCGUUUUUAUUUCGAAUUUUAAGUUCUUCCUUUUAUGGAAUCAGAUCGAAUUCUUCGAAGAAAAAAUAAUUAUUCAUUUGUGAACAAAUUUAUCUAUUAUAUUUUUUUCCAGACUUUCUUGUUCUUUUCAAAACUUUUUAGAAUUUCUAAUUAUAAAUGCUUCAGAAAUUUUUAAUUUAAAAAAAUCAAAAUUUGCUUUUUUUUUUCUGCGCGUCAUUUCGCACGCAGUGGUGUAUACAUUGUGUCAUUCUGCUACGAAAUGAGUUUUUAAUCAUUACAAUAGAAUUUUCAUCAAAGUUUCUAAUUUUUCUUGUUUUAUCUGAUUAUCUGAGACUGUGGUUACUUCUUAUGUUUGUGUCACUAAUGAAGUAGCUUUCUGAAAAAAAGCAUCCACGAUUAAAAAAAUUGAAAAAAAUUUUUUUAUAUUGACUUCUGGAUUUUUUCUUUUGCAAAGUAGCUUUGAAAAGUAGCUUUUGAAAAGAAUGAAUUUCUCGAAUGAUAACUAAAGUUUUUCCUUUUUUGUAAACAAAAAAAUCAUAUUGUUCGAAGUUCUUUGUUGGGAUUUGAAUGAUACUGCUUUCUCGCCGAAUGCUUAAAAAAAAAUACUUGGGCAGUGGUGCAGUUUCUUUGAACUAACCGUUUUUCUGGUGUAGUUUUUUGCAUGUGUUUUCUUUUCAAUUAUAUACAUACUACAUUUCUGUCUAUCAGGUCUUGCGGCUGCGGUAGCGGUGGAUUCGGAGGUUACGGAGGCGCCAGUUUCCAGCCUCAAACUGUUAUUUGGCGCGAUUUGACGCCUUUCCGCCAGCCCAACUACUACGGCCAACAGCAGCCGAUGUACCCACCUCAACAGUAUGCAGUGCCGUUCCCGCAGCAACAACCAUUCCAACCGCAACAGCCUUAUCAGCAGCAGUUCCCACAAGGUUUUUUCUAAAUGUUUUGAAAAAAGGAAAGAGCAGUUAAGGAAAGAACCUUCAGACAAAGAACCGAAGUUCAAAUUUGAUUUUUAUGAAUGUCAAGAGAGACUUAAUUUGCUGUCAGAGAGAACAAUAUAUAGUCUGUUCAGAUUUUGAAUGUCAACCAGCUAACUCCGCCCUUGCUGAGACGGAACCUUUUUGCGUUGAUGUUUUAUCGCGCGGGACUAAUUUUGAUUUAAAAGAUAGAAAAAUAAGUCGAAAAUGCAGCCUUAUCAAAGGGCCAUCGUCAUAUGUAGAUAAAAAAUUUACGAGAAAGAUAUUGUAGCUUUGGGGUUAGCUGCUUGACAUUCAAAAAUCUGAACAGACUAUAUUAUUAUUCCAACUCAAAUUGUUCGCUUUAAACUCGAAAUUUUUUGUUUGAUUCAAAAAAAAUUCCUAUUUUUUAGCAAAACUACAAAAUGCAACAGUUCAUUUAAAGACUGCAGUCAGUCAACAAAAAGGAGCUGAUAUUAGAUAUAAAAAGGCAGAACUUCGAAAAAAAGUAUUUUUUGAUGAAUUCGUUUUUUUACUCUCCAGAGCUUCUACUGAGACGCUUUUUUUGAAAAUGAAACAGCUUUCAAAAAAAUAUUUUUUGCCAAUGAAAUUUUGUCCUCAUUCUUUUUUUCUCUAUUCUUUUUAAAAAUAUAGUUCAAAAAUUUUUAUUUUUGGGAUUAAAGGAAAAAAACCGGGUUUAUUUUCACAAUUGAAGGUCGUAGGCAAUAAAGUUCAUGGUUAUAUAAGCGAUGAAUCGAUUGAACUCUACUUUAAACUCUUCUUUUUUUUCUGAAAAAAAAACGUUUUGAACAAAAAAGUGAAUCGGAAGGUUUCAGAACUCUAAAGCAGCCUACAAGUUUUGAAGAUUUGACACAGUUUUCAUAUUUUUUGGGCUUUACUUAUUAAUUUUCUUUUUUUUUCUCAAAAAAAAAAAUUGAGUUGCUCCACGACCAUACGUCCAGCCUCAACCUCAGCCAUCCUACAUCAGCCAAAGUGUUUCUCGGCCCCAACAGCCUCAACAGCCGCAAUGGCAGCCCCCACAGCAGGCAAUUCAGCCCCGAGGCCGAACUUACGCCACAGAAGCUCCUUUGUACGGUGAGUUGAAGACAUAAGGUCCCAUAAUCCCGGAAAGUUUCCAGAACAGCCAGCUGCGCCAGUCUUUGAGUCGAACAGUGCGUUUUCCACGUUUCACAGAGAAAACACGAUAAAAACACGAAAAAUUCAUUUUUGCGAGUAGUUUGCUGAACAAGGCCUUGGGUCUUUUACAGCUACGAGAGAUUUUGAAAAAAUUAAAUUUCGAAAUUUUUGCUUUCGAUUUUGUACAAAGUCAGAGCGAGAAACCUUUGAAAAAAAACGAAAUUGGUCAUUAAAGGCUUCAGUCUCUAACAGACCUUCCCCAAAAUAAUAGUUUUGAAGCGAAAAAGGUGAAAGCGGUUUUUGUGCAGUAGUUUCGUCAUUUCUUCCUUUUGUCUCGAUCUUCAUUUUGCAGAAGCAACGCCAGAAAAGGAAAAAGUGACCUAUGGAGAAGAAAGCGCCCCUGAAGCUACAGUGACCACGACCACGACGGAACAGCCUGUGGAGCUUGAUUUCGAUGAGACUGCGCCUCAAGAAGACAAAAAAGGUUGGGAUGAAAUUGGGAAGUUAGUCCCCUACUUGUGAUAAGUUUUUGUAUCAAAAUCAAAACUUACAAUCUAUUUUUUUUCAAUUUCCACAGAUGACAAAACCGAGUAUUACUACGUGUACUACGACAGCAACGGGAAGAAAAUCGGCAAAGUCCAAACGACAACUCUCGGACCCAAUGGAAAGCCUCCAAACACUUUGGCGCCCCACAAUGUCAGUUCUGACGGUAUCAGAGAACUAUCCCGGAACUUAAGAGCAAAAAUCACGCACGAAACUGAAAAAAAAGCGGCAAGAAACAUUUUUAAUCAAGUUAGAGUGGGCAAGGGUUUAAGGUCUAAAUAGGAAAGGAUAAUAUCUUGAAGAACUUUUAGAACUCACAACGUCUUCAGAGACCUUAGAAGGCUAUUGUUAAACACUUCUUAUGGAAUGAAGUGAAAUUAAUUAAGAAGUUUUUCAAAAAAUGCUUUGCAAAGUUGGUAACAUGAAAAAAAGACCAGCGAAAAUUCGAACGGCGACUUUUCCGAUUUUUUUUUCUCGAUAAACACGUCGUUUUGAAUCAUCUUGUACAAAGUAGGUAGUUGAUUCACGAUUAAACGCAAAGAAAUAGGAAAAAAAAAAUGUUAAUAGGUAUUUUAUAUACCGAAAAAUAUAAGGGAAAAAAGUCGGAAAGGCACUCGUCGGAAACUUCUCCGUCGUAAAUUUCCUUAAAAGUUGCCUUUUGGAAAUUCGCUGCUUUUUUUUAUACCACCGCAAAAUUGAAGAUUUUGAACUAACCUUGAAGUCACUCUCAACUUUUUCAAACUCCACAUGCACAGGGUGACGUGACGACACGAAAGUACAUCUCAAGGUCCACCACAACCACCACAACCACUUCUGCACCUGAAUCUGAACCCGAAGCUGUGACUUACCUGGAGAGCGUCACGGUGAUUCUUUUACACACCACCUCGAACCGUUCCGAUUCUCCCUCUCAAGUGUUUUUUCCUCGGAGAGAUCCUUCAGAAGAUGUGUAACACAUUUCCAGCAAACCGCCGAUGAAGUGACUGAGGAAGAAGGAGGUCCCGCCGAAACCUACGACGAUCUCAUUGAGGAGCAGGUCGCACUUGUGUGCAUUGAAAUAACUUUGAUCCCAAAAUUCUCAAAAUUUUCAGCGAAAAAGCCGAAUUUUUAGCGCAAAUUUUAUUUAUGUAUUUAGAAGUUCUCACGACUUUAGUGUCAAAAUCGGAACUUCUUGUGUCCAACUUUUCAGCGAGAAGUAUGGAGGCGUUGAAAAUUGGUAUCGAAAAGAACGGCCUCCAUUGGACGGAUUUCUGAAAAAAAAUGUUUUUCGAAACCCUGAAAAACAUGGUUUUUAUUGAAUUUCAAGCAGAUUCAGAUUCAUUUUUUGAAACAUGCAAAAAGUGAGGAAAAAAACUGAUUAAAAAAUUCAAAAAAGACAAAAUACUUAAAAUUUUCUGUGAGAAGCUUUGUUCAAAGAGGUACUUUCAUUUGUAUAAACCGGAUGAGGUUCAGGAGAAUCCGACCACGAAACCCGCAGCCCUCAACCCACCAGCUCCCAAACCAGAAGCUCCAAAACCGGCUGUGGUCGUGACACAGGCUCCUCCUAGCAGCUACGAAGAAGAGAAGACUGACUAUGCUGACGAGACGCAAGUCGAGCCUGAAGACACCAAAGAGAACUCUGUGACCCCAGCGACAAACGAGAAUGUUGUACUGACAUUGAUUGAGAGAGACGAAAAGAAUGUUACAGGAUUAUAAGGAGAAGCGCUCCAACUUGGGCAAUCAGAUCCUCGUCGACGCCUCCGACAGCACCGGAGAGGUGGCACCUUACAAACGAAUGGUCGGUGGAGUGAAGCAGACGCCGGCGAAGCGGGUCAGGAAGGUCCAACGUCGUCGAGCUCUUCACAGCAACUGAGCAUGAAUCAUCUCUGUAAUCUGUUCUCAAGCAGGAGAUUUUGAAGGUUUCAGGGCAGUUUUCUUUCGCUUUCUCACUUUCUUGAAGCUGAAAAAUUCUUUCAAUUUGAAUACAAUCUAUGGUUACUCAUGAAAUUUAAUUCUGUCUCUUUUCUUUCAAUUUUUCUCUGCAAGUCUUCCAUCAAUAGAAUAUAGAUCACUUUCUUGUUUGUAUAUAUUCUUGUUCUCAAGGGCUGAUUAUUCCCACCAUCUUCUACAAUUUUCCCAUCAUCUAGUCUUGUUUUAGAUUCAUAUUUUUAUCUCUUCCCCUUUUGGUCAAUGACUUUUCGACCACUCGUUUAAUAUGUACAUUAUAAUAAUCCCACAAUUAAACUCCAUUCAUCACGAAGUGAAACAAAGAUCCCCGCACGUGAAAUGGUUCACAGGUAGUUGCUACAAAGCGAUUGUUUCAAUACUCUCCCCCGACCUUAAAUGGCUUUCGCGAAUCGCUACCCGUUUAAAAGUAGCACAAGCUCUUACAACAAUGCUGGCUGAUACCACUCGGCGCAAAUCGUUUUGGGUCGGAAGCAAUGCAGCAAAAAGUGCCUCGUAAGCCGUACAUUGCAUUAAAUUGUUUCCCGUGCUAUCCAGGUUUUCUUAUUUUUCAAUUCGUCAAGAUUGGAGUUUUUUAUGACAAUAAUCAUACCUCUUUCUCAAUUCAAAGUUCAGAAGUUGUAAUAAACUUACAGUUCCAAUUAUGUGUUUGACAUGUCCUGAAAAGCACUCUGUUUUCGAUAAUUGUCUUGUGACCUUCAGCUGUUUGAUAAGACAGCGAAACGUAGUCUUUGAUUGAAACGGGUUCAAACAUGUAGGAUCACCAGCCCAACAACAAAAACGCGUUCUUUCCCCACAAAGCGUACUUCCUAAUCUUCAUUGUAUUGUCCCUGUUCUUCCUAAUUUACCAAGUUUGUUCAAGUUCGGCUUUAAUGAUCGAGACAGCUGAAAAAACCGGGUUUUUGGAGAGUAACUGGCAAAAAUUUCAUCGCUUCUUUUUCGUGGAAAAGGUGAGUCUUAUCGUAACUCCGAGCAUUGUUUUGAGCCGACUGUGACACUUUAUUUUUCAUACGGGCUCAGUUUAUGACGAAUUUCAGUUUGAAAAAGAGUUUCUUAUCACAAUUUCACAAUUCUUAGAGUUGAACUUCAGGUCUUCAAGAAAGAAGUCAGUCUAAACUGUUUUUUUUAUAAUCGAACUUCUUGUUAACUUUUAACCUGAUCCAAGUUGGAUCAUCCGUGUCUUCUCCUCUUUGUUGACAUUUUUUCGCGAGGAAAACAUAACCGUCUGUUUCUCCGCCAUUUUCGACCUCCUUUUGCCCCCAAACUGUUUUUUUUAUUCUCACCGCGCCCCGACAUGUUUAUUGCAUUGCAAAUCGCUUUCCGAGAACGUGCUUUAUGGAUUUUUCUAAAAAUUUGGGACGGUUUAGAUUUCUUGCUUUUUUGAAGCAUUUCAAAUCGAUUCUGUUUUCCAAUUUUGGAACCAUGCAUAGCUUUUUCACUUUUUGUUGGAUUCUGAUUUUCUCCAAUUUUUAAAGGUAGGAUGGAUUUUUGUAAAUAGGCAGAGUCUCUCUAUUAACAAAUCGCUUUGAGACUGAAACCUUAUAAUUUUCGAAUCUUCGUGUUUCUCUUGUUUUUUUUUCCACAUUUCUACCGUUAAGUUCCACGAAGUUCCCACUUUCAGGAGCAUGAUUAUGUUCAACGCGCUGCGAUUUCUGAUACUUCUCAACAUUUUCCUCUUCGUUCAUUCUGACAUAAUUGUGUCUCAUGGUAAGUCUUUUCUCAUUUUUCCCAUUUUACAAGCUUACAACUCCUAGCUCUGAGAAAAAAACAAAACGAGGUUGACGUGGUCAGGAAGGACCCGGAAGGAAAACACUUGCAUUGCAAAUAUUUGCCCUUCGAACGGUUUUCCAAAAUAAAUUCUUCUCAUUUCAACUGAACACUUAUCAAAAAAAUCCUUUUUGACUUUUUCAAUCAAAUUAAUCAAAAUGUUUUUAUUUCUCACACACAAGUCCUAAAUUUCACGAAAUAGAUGUAGGGAGAGUUUGGGAACAUGUGUCGGAACUUGUGGUGAUGGAGGGAAGAGGACUCGCGGUCGUGUUAACCCCCCACUUGAGUAAAUUGGAAUAACCAUGAAGUUAUUCUUUUAAAUGUCGAUUAUGUAGCUUUCAUAUUUUUGUUGGAUCAAGAGUGUUUAGUUCUGUAAUGUUGUUUUCAAACCAUUUCUCAAGUUUAGAUCUAAACUUAUUUUUUUCAUACUCAAAUACUAUGUUUCUAUCCAUGGGAUUCCAAUGAUUGUAAACUCUUUGAUUGAUGAACCGGUAGUGUAUGUCAGAAAGUAGAGGCCGCUCUAUUUUGAGACCAUUUCCUCGCAGUUGAUUCGAUCUACUUGUUGUAUUUUGUAAAGGAGAUGGGCACCAAUAGUAUCCGUAAAUGAAAUUGUGAGCAGCAGUUAUGUCUUUUUUUAAACUUCUUUGCCAAAGGGUGUUUAGUCCAAGACGUUGAAGUCUUUCUAUGUAAUUCAUUUUAGGGAAAAGUCGUUUAGUAAACUUCCUUUGAACUGAUUCCAGUCUAUCGAUAUCUGUUCUUGUUAGAGGACAGAAAAGUUCUGACCCAUAUUCAAGAACAGGUAAAAUCUUCAACUUGUAGCAGUUCAUGAAGUUAGUGUGCGAGAAGGUAAAACAUCUAAAAAGAUUAUUCACGAUUUUCAUGCAUUUUUUCACGAUUACAUUCACGUGACCACUCAUUUUCAAAUUAGAACUAAAAUGCACGCCCAGAUCUCUGAUGAAUACAUCUGUUGGAAUUUUUGAGCCAUUUAUUGUGUAAGAAGGGCUCUCCGAAUUGGAUUUACCAUAUCUGACAUGUAUACUCUUUGAACUCGAUAGGAGUUUCAUGACCUUUUCUGGUUAAAAUUUCAAAAUUCCCUCUUGGAACCUUGGUCACCGAAGUAUGACGUUCGUCACGCAACCUCGUCUUUUGAGCAAUUCGUCAAAUAUUCUCUUUAAGUUUCCCAGUUUGAUGAGAUGAAAAAGAAAUCACGCAAUGGGUUGAAAGUUUGAAUUUUUCAUUAUUUUACAAAACUGAUGCUUCAAAAAUCAGUAAAAAACGUUCUUGUGGGAGACGGUAUACAUGAUGAUUGCUUCAAAAAUCGUAACUUAUGAAAAAAAUCAUGUUUUUCACUAGACAAAGCGUUUGAAGAUAGAUUUCACUUUUAAAAAAUCCAAAAAAAAGUUUCUUCGAAAUUGCCUUUUCUGUAAUCUUACACUUCAACGGACAAUCUGCGGCAAAAGUCGAGACAUUGUAGUUCAUUCACCAAGUUCAGAAGAGCUGAGCCUUCCCCACGGCGCCGCCUGUCCCCAGUCGUUCCUCCGACCUUCGCUUCUUCUCUACCUCACUCCCGUCGUCUUCAUCGUUCUUCUACUCAACAAGAAUAUCAUCGGAGACGUUCGUCUUAUUUAUGGACAAUGA